AUGCCUUUCGGGCCUACGCACUCGAUCAUCUUGCAACUCGCUCAAUGGUCGGUCACGAGCUUCUUCAGCGAGUCCGUCACCAUGGGCGAGGAGAAUGUGCCAACGGACGAUGGCUUGAUCGUCUGUACUAACCACUGGAACAUGACUGUCGACCCUGCUGUCCUGUCGGUGCUCUUCCCGCACGGUCGCCGGAUGCAUUACUGGGCCAAGGACUCGCUCUUCAAGAACAAGGUGGGCGCAGCGAUACUGUAUGAUGCCGGCAACAUACCCGUAGACAGAAAGAACAAGAACAAUCAGCUCCUCUUUGCGGGCACUUUUGAUGUUCUCAAGCUCAACGAAUGCGUCUCCAUCUUUCCCGAGGGAACAUCCUAUACAGAGCCUCAGAUCAGAGCGAUCAAGGAUGGCGCGAGUUGGGUCGCUCUCGAAUAUGCCAAGAAUCUGCGCGAUCAAGGGUCGAAGGACUCCCAUGGCACGACAAUCGGAGGCAUCAAGCAUCCCAAGAUUGCUGUUGCCGGCAUCAACUAUACAGACAAGUCGAAAUAUCGCAGUCGCGUGAUCAUGCAAUUCGGAGAGACCAUAGACGUCGAACCCUACAUUGACGACUUUCUCAAGGAUCCGAAACCGACAGUCAAGCGUCUGACGGACAGGCUGCAGGGUUCCCUGCGUUCGCUUACCGUCAAUGCGCCCGACUGGGAUAUCAUGAACGCAGCGAAAGGUGCAAGAUACCUGCUCUAUCCGGCAGAAGCCGAUCUGCCGCUUCGGCAGUAUCAGCGCGUUUCGCAGGCCCUCAUCGAUUUCCUAUCUGCGCCGAAAGCAGCCGCUAAGACAAGCGAGCUGAAGCAGAUCCUCGUCGACUACGAUGCCGCACUGAAGAAGGCGGGACUUUCGCACAACCAGCUGGCGGACUACGGCUUACCGUCAUCCCUCGAUCCCACCCGGCCUAUCGAUACGCCCACUCGAGUUGCUGCACUCACUCAGCUCGUAGGAUCUACUCUCGCCAGUCUUGUCAGGCUGCCCUUCUUCAUCCCGCCAUUAAUAUUCCAUCUGCCGGUUUACACAGCGGGCAAGCUUACUCUGAAGUACAUCAACAGCAAGGAAGAAGAGUCUUUCGCGCAGAACAAGGUACUGAUAUGUAUGAUCAUGCUGCUCGUCAGCUAUCCAGUCCUAUUCCUCCUCAUUUGGUCAAUCUGGCUACCUUCCAAAGUCGGCGCCGUACUCUCUUUUGGCCUCGUCUGGGCUUUCGCCCAUUUCCACGUUGCCAUGAUCGAUGACAACUAUGCGCACUUCAAGCGACUAACGACGAGCUGGGUCGUCCUCUCGGGUGUAUGGCUACCCGAAGCAAGUGGUCAGGCGGCUCAGGGUAACCCGAUCAGAGCUGCUCUGCUCGCCCGGUCACGCGCCAUCGUCAAGCUUCGGGAAGCUUUGGCAAACGCAGACGACUUGGUGCCAUUGCUCAAGCAGACCGGCGCUCGCUCGCGCUACCUGCCUGCGACGCCCACACAUGUCAAAUCAGAGUGA
Messenger RNA from Mixia osmundae IAM 14324, 1518 nucleotides. RefSeq lists its product as uncharacterized. Bases 1 to 1518 code for a protein of 505 amino acids. Gene Ontology annotation, cellular component: endoplasmic reticulum membrane. Gene Ontology annotation, biological process: phospholipid biosynthetic process. The transcript is spliced from 5 exons. Lineage: Eukaryota; Fungi; Basidiomycota; Mixiomycetes; Mixiales; Mixiaceae. Gene Ontology annotation, molecular function: glycerone-phosphate O-acyltransferase activity; glycerol-3-phosphate O-acyltransferase activity. The record is from RefSeq and is a predicted model, not a curated record.